CGCUUGACCAUACCAACACAAAACAAUCACCGAUUUGCCCAAAGACGCAACCUUUGGGAGACAUCAAAAGGCUCAACCCUUUCGGAACAACUGUCCUUAAAACUCUUCGUCCCUCGCGUCUCUCGUAAUCGCAUCAAUCGCGAGAUUUACAAUUUUCGUUUUGUUAACUCAAUUCGAACAUGUCAUCGUUUUCAACGUCUCUCUCCUCCCGCACCUCCUCCUCGUCCCCUUUCUUAUCAAAUCAUUCUUCCCUCAUCAACAGCGACCCAUCACGACGCUCACUCUCAUUCCCUCAGGGGAUAAACCUAGAUGACCUCUGCGUUAGAUCUAAGAGGAAGCUCGUCCAGAGCUCUGUUGCAGUGGGAGAUGGCUUUGGUUUCUGUACUAUUCUCCGACUCUUCUUGAUGCGAUUACCAUUGGUUUUAGGCGCAGUUAUCACCAAGUCAAGCUCGCCUGAGUUAAAAGGCGGACCUUUAUCGAUUCCGUCACAAGAAGCAGAAGACAAGCUUGUGAUAGAGUCUAACGGCGGCAAAGAGCAUUCGACGGUUAGUAUCACCGUGGUGGGAGCUUCUGGUGAUCUUGCCAAGAAGAAGAUAUUUCCAGCUCUCUUCGCACUCUACUAUGAAGGCUGUCUUCCUGAGCAUUUUACGAUAUACGGGUAUGCAAGGAGUAAGAUGACAGAUGCUGAACUUAGAGACAUGGUCAGCAAAACACUGACUUGUAGAAUUGAUAAGAGGGAAAACUGCGGUGAGAAGAUGGAAGAGUUUCUCAAGAGAUGUUUUUACCAUACGGGUCAGUAUGAUUCUCAGGAACAUUUUGUUGCAUUGGACAAGAAGCUCAAGGAGCAUGAGGGUGGAAGACUCUCGAACCGCCUUUUCUAUCUUUCAAUCCCUCCAAAUAUCUUUGUCGACGCUGUGAAGUGUGCAAGCUCUUCUGCUUCAUCUUCCAGUGGAUGGACUAGGGUCAUUGUCGAGAAACCUUUUGGCCGAGAUUCCAAAACCUCCGCUGCUUUAACAAAGUCCCUUAAGCAGUACCUUGAGGAAGACCAAAUAUUUAGGAUAGACCAUUACUUAGGAAAGGAACUAGUUGAGAACUUGUCCGUUCUUCGAUUCUCAAAUCUCAUAUUUGAACCGUUAUGGUCAAGGCAGUACAUACAGAACGUGCAGUUCAUAUUCUCUGAAGAUUUCGGCACUGAAGGACGUGGAGGGUACUUUGAUCAUUACGGAAUAAUAAGAGAUAUAAUGCAGAAUCAUCUGCUUCAGAUAUUAGCUCUUUUCGCCAUGGAAACACCUGUUAGUUUGGAUGCAGAGGAUAUAAGAAAUGAAAAGGUAAAGGUUCUACGUUCAAUGAGGCCAAUACAACUUGAAGAUGUGGUGAUAGGACAGUACAAGAGCACCACCAAAGGAGGAGUCACUUAUCCAGGCUAUACUGAUGAUAAAACUGUCCCAAAAGAUAGCCUGACACCGACGUUUGCAGCUGCUGCACUCUUCAUCGACAAUGCUAGAUGGGACGGUGUUCCUUUUCUGAUGAAAGCUGGGAAAGCACUACACACCCGGAGUGCGGAGAUAAGAGUGCAGUUCAGGCAUGUGCCUGGAAAUUUAUAUAACCGGAACUCUGGUGGUACUAAUCUUGACCGGACCACAAAUGAGCUUGUCAUCCGUGUCCAACCAGAUGAAGGCAUCUAUUUGAAAAUCAACAACAAGGUCCCUGGUUUAGGAAUGAGAUUAGAUCAGAGUCACUUGAAUCUUCUCUAUUCAGCAAGGUAUUCAAAGGAGAUCCCAGAUGCAUAUGAGAGGCUGUUGCUGGAUGCAAUCGAAGGGGAACGAAGGUUGUUCAUAAGAAGCGAUGAACUUGACGCUGCUUGGGCGCUUUUCACUCCACUGCUCAAAGAGAUUGAAGAAAAGAAGACAAUACCAGAGUUCUAUCCUCACGGCAGUCGUGGUCCAGUUGGUGCUCAUUAUUUAGCUGCAAAACAUAAUGUCCAAUGGGGAGACCUUAGUCUCGACCAGUGAAAGUGUGGAAGAGUCAUUAAUCAACCCUUUUCUUUGUUCCAUAGAUCCACGUCUAAGGAUUCUCAUUGAUUAUGUUGUUGGGAACAAUGCAAAUUUUCUUGAAUAAUAAGUAAUGGUUCCUCUUUUUCUACC
Molecule: messenger RNA, 2144 nt
Organism: Brassica napus (rape)
Lineage: Eukaryota; Viridiplantae; Streptophyta; Magnoliopsida; Brassicales; Brassicaceae
Product: glucose-6-phosphate 1-dehydrogenase 3, chloroplastic
Exons: 9
Coding region: 180-2012 (610 amino acids)
Biological process (GO): glucose metabolic process; pentose-phosphate shunt, oxidative branch
Cellular component (GO): chloroplast stroma
Molecular function (GO): glucose-6-phosphate dehydrogenase activity; NADP binding
Source: RefSeq, a predicted model, not a curated record